Seriola aureovittata is the source of this 3507-nucleotide messenger RNA. It is a transcript of the gene zdhhc1, whose product is annotated as zinc finger DHHC-type containing 1. The record is from RefSeq and is a predicted model, not a curated record. Gene Ontology annotation, cellular component: Golgi apparatus; endoplasmic reticulum. Gene Ontology annotation, molecular function: protein-cysteine S-palmitoyltransferase activity. The transcript has 12 exons. The coding region runs from base 1124 to 2806 and encodes 560 amino acids. NCBI's taxonomy places the organism in Eukaryota, Metazoa, Chordata, Actinopteri, Carangiformes, Carangidae. Gene Ontology annotation, biological process: peptidyl-L-cysteine S-palmitoylation; protein targeting to membrane.
UCACCUUCAGUUUCUGGUUCUAGUUCAGAAUCAGGUUCAGGUUUAGGUUCUGGUUCAGAUUCACCUUCAGUUUCUGGUUCAGUCACUGCGACCUGAUCCACCAGCCAUUCAUUCAUCUCAGUUCCUCUGCAGCUGUGACCCGGAUGGAUUCGGAUGGAUCCAGGUGAAUCGGACCCUCUGCUACAGUCCAGUUUACACUUUCAUUCACUGCUGGAUUCAUGUGGGAUCAUUGAUUCAAACCGUCACUGAUUCUGUUUCUGCUCUUUCAUUUUGUGUCCGGUUGUUCUCCUUCUGUCCACCAGAGGUCUCCACGCUCAGUCACAUUAAAGCGGAACCUUCAGCCUCUGGUGUUUGUUUCUGCGGACUUCGUGGUCUCUGGUCAUGGCUCUGCCGCCCCCUGCUGGCGACAGCACGGACACACAGCUACAGUCUGCUGCUCUCAGAUCAGUUUGUGUUCAUCGCAGGCGCGUGGGGCGGGGUCGGCUCCACUGACCAAUCACAACGGACCUGAAGCGUUACCAGGGAAACGGCGUACAGGGCUAGGAGACGGUGGGAGGCAGCAGUAGCUAGGCUAACAGCCUAACAGGCUGGUUAGGGGACAGUUAACUCACCAGCGGCCGAUAAAUAUUUAAAAAAUCUUCCCCGUCAAAAAUUAAACGUUACAGCCGGUGUCUGACUCACGACCCGCGGUCACCGCUUCACCGUCUGUCGGCGCUGGAGAACUCGCAUGGCGGCAGCGGAGUCCGACUGACGAGGCUAAUGCUAGAUGUGGUGGCUAGCCCGCUAACCAGUCACCAGACCGACGCGUUACCCAAAUAUUAGUAAAAGUCUUCAUGUGCUCGGUCAGCAGGAAGCUGGCUCCUCGGUGUCUGCAGCUGGGAUGGAUGUGAGUUAACGGCUGGACUGGGACUGUCUGACCCGGAACUGUGGCUCUCUUGACGGAGUCUGGGUGUCGAGUUGAGGCCCCCCCCCCCCCCCCAGCAGCAGCAGCAGCAGCAGCAGCAGCAGCCGCCCAGUGCUCUGAGACCGGGGCACGGCGGAGCUGCACGCCGCCGGUCAGGCCCGGACUCUGGGAUGAAAUGCAGCGGAGCGCAGGGCCCGUUAACCCGAGCUAAGCAGCAGGAUGGAUGUGUGCAGUAGGAACCCGAACCGCACGGCGCCGGUUGGUGAGGAUGGCCCACAACGAGUCGACGUGCCGCUCUGCUCUCGGACCAACGGCUGGACCUGGCCUCCUCAUCCCUUCCAGCUGUUGGCCUGGCUGCUCUACGUCUACUUUGCUGUCACCGGCUUCGGCGUGUUCGUCCCCCUGCUGCCGCCUCACUGGAUCCCUGCAGGCUACAUCUGUACGGGCAUCACGUUCGUGUGUCACCUGUGUGUCCACCUGAUGGCGGUGUCCAUCAACCCGGCCGACUACAACGUCAGGACCAAGACCAGCAGAGGUCCAGUCCCCGUGUUUGACCGCUCCAAACACGCACACGUCAUCGAAAACUGCCACUGCUACCUCUGCCAGGUCGACGUAGGACCGAAGUCGAAGCACUGCAGUGCUUGUAACAAGUGUGUAGCUAACUUCGACCAUCACUGUCGGUGGCUCAACAACUGUGUGGGCAGCAGGAACUACAAGUUGUUCCUCCACAGUGUGGUCUCUGCUCUGUUGGGGGUCUGUCUGGUUCUGGUCGUAUCCUCGUACGUCUUCAUUGAGUUCUUUCUGGACCCGUCCAAACUGCGCACUGACAAACACUUCCUGGUGAGGAAUGAGACAGGUGUGUGGUUCGUCUUCUUACCUGUGGCUCCGGUCAGAUCAGCAGCAGCUGUGAUUCCUGGUCUUGCUGCCGUCACCAUCGCUCUGGGUCUGCUGUCAUCAGUGCUGCUCUGCCACCUGCUCUGCUUCCACAUCUACCUGAUGUGGAACAGACUCAGUACCUAUGAGUACAUCGUGCGACAGCGUCAUCGUCAUGACAACAGGAACUCCAGGAAACCAGGACCAGUGAAGGAGACAGCAGCUCCUUCAGUCGUCAAGGAUGUGGACUACUCAGGGACUCUGGGCUACACCAACCCUCAGCUGGACGUGGAGGAUCCUACUACUGUGUCUGUGCAGGGGGAGGCAGAUUCCAGCAGAGGUGACGAGAGAGCGCUGCCCGAGUUCCUGGCUAACGGCAGAAUGAGGACUGUGUCCAGUCCUGUUGUUGAGGAAGAAGCUCCACCCACCAUCGCUGCAGAGCUGAAAGCAGCACACACACACCGACGCACACAGAAAAAGAGGAAGAAAGUUCAUAAAGUUCCAGCAGAGGUGACGAGAGAGCGCUGCCCGAGUACAGCCCCGCCCCCAGAGCCCAGCAGUCUGUCCUCUGUGUCUCUGGGUCAGCGACUUCCUUUCCCAGCAUUUCCUCUGAGGGUCUCCCUGCCCCCCCUGGCCCUCCCCUCAGGACCGGUCCAGGCCGCCGCCCCCCCAGCUGAGUAUCACUCGGACUCUGCCGAGUCUCUGGAGGAGAUCCCGGUGGCGUUGGCCAAGCUGGGCUCUUCGUCCUCAGCUGCUGCCGGAGACGCCUCCUCAUCCUCGCACAGAGCCGUGCCAGCGUUCCCCCUCCCCUCCCCCCAUCCCAGGACUAAGAGGAAGGCCCCCCCCACCCGUGCUAAUAAGAGUGCAGCGGAGCUGAGGUUUGAGAUGGCGUCCAUCCAGCCUCCCACCGUGUUCGUCAGCCGGGCCAGCGGAGAGGAAGUCCUCAGUCUGGGCAGGAGGCAGGCCGGCUCCAGACCCGGUUCUCGUGCGUCGCUGGGCUCAGGUGCAGCCUCGUGGAUGGAGCGAUAACAUGAGACUCUUUUGUCUUUCUAUAGAAACGCACAACUGUCUUUAUUUCACUCACUUAUAUUUUGAAAUGUUUUUUAAUUCUGACUUUUACUUUUUAAAUCUGAUGCCAAAGGUGACAUCCUGUCUGUGCACAACCUUUAUACUUGAGGACGUGUGUUACCUGAACCACAUCAGCUGUUCAUUGUGUUAGUGGAUGUUUAACUCUCUGCCCCCUCGACUACACACACACACACACACACACACACACACACACACACACACACACACACACACACACACACACACACACACACACACACACACACACACAGGAUGCCAGUGCUAAUGCUAACACCCUGUUCAGAUCUGUGGAGCUCCACAAGAACCAAUAUUAAAUCAAUCAAUCAAUAAAUACAUAAACAAACAUCAGAGAUUAAACUUUGAAUUUAAUCAUUAAAUUAUUAAAAAUCACAAAAACUUAUUUUAUUUAUUUAUCAAUAUUUUUUAUUUCAAAAAGCUUUUUUUAACUUUUAUUUCACCUCUCAGCCAAUCAGAGAGCUCCUCCUCUUCCUGUCUGACAGACUGAGCAGUUCAUUACAGUCUCUAAGCUAAGCUAAACUAAGCUAAGCUAACCAGCUGAGUAGGACCAUGUGAACAAGAUGUUUCUGGUUUUUUCACCUGUUGCUGAUUUUACCUGUUUAUCAAUAAAUGGAAAAAAUGGA